AUGGUCGAGUUUGGAAUCCUUACGGAGGCGAGGAGGGUGCGCAGUAAGCUCGCUGCCCUGGACUUCAGGAGAGCGGACUUCAGCCUCUACAGGGAACUGAUUGGAAAGGUUGCUUGGGAAGAAGUCCUGGAGGGAAGAGGGGCCCAAGAAAAUUCAAGGCCUCUACCAGAUGUAGCCCUGACAGGGAAGUGUACCCGAGAGUGUGAUGAAUAUGGCCACUCGGACUCCUGCUGGAUGCCAGUUCGCACUUCUCCUGAAAGAAAGCAGAAGAGCCAGCCAAAACUCUCCACUUUCAUGCCUGUCGAUGAACGGGGCAGUCAGGAAAAGCUGGCCAAUGGAGAAGCCUCCCUUAUGGGUGAUCGCAACAGAAACCUCCUUAACAAAAAGUUGACCUCAUCCUAUGAGACCUUCAGCGCGGCUAGUUUCAGCAAAAAUGAAGAAGGCAAUCCAGAGGAUAUCCCCCUUACACAGACAGGGGAAUACAAGCCAUCUCCUGUCAACACUCUCACUAGAAGAGAAGUUUACCUGUAG
Messenger RNA from Eurypyga helias (sunbittern), 531 nucleotides. Its product is annotated as protocadherin-9-like. The record is from RefSeq and is a predicted model, not a curated record. Lineage: Eukaryota; Metazoa; Chordata; Aves; Eurypygiformes; Eurypygidae. Bases 1 to 531 code for a protein of 176 amino acids. The transcript is spliced from 2 exons.